Molecule: messenger RNA, 4234 nt
Organism: Hippocampus zosterae (dwarf seahorse)
Lineage: Eukaryota; Metazoa; Chordata; Actinopteri; Syngnathiformes; Syngnathidae
Gene: hoxb2a
Product: homeobox B2a
Exons: 2
Coding region: 2835-4157 (440 amino acids)
Biological process (GO): regulation of DNA-templated transcription
Molecular function (GO): DNA-binding transcription factor activity, RNA polymerase II-specific; DNA binding
Source: RefSeq, a predicted model, not a curated record
GUUUUGAAUCUCGAGCUUUAGGUCAGUUUGAUACUUUUUUAAUCCGGUGGGACAUGCGGGUAUAGCAGCUGAUCAGAGGCAAUCAUUAAAGACAAGUGUUUGUUAGGAGAAACGACAACGACAAAAACACAUAUAACCGCAAGAGCAAUUGAAUUCUAGAUAAGUUUUAGGGGAGCAUUCACUCUGGGUCACCUCUAUUGUUGCGUUAACGCUGUUUCCCCUCCCUCUUCUGUUCCUCACAAAUCGGUUGAUUCUUGCAUCCAUAGUUUCCAUAGUUUAGCAUCUUAACUGUAGAUGCCAACUGAUAAUGAGCCGAUCAACAUUCAUGACCGAAUAAGAAGUGAGCUACAUUCUUUUUAUUUACCGCCAGAAAAUUGUCCAUACAUGUCGACGUAUUAUCUAUUCGUUUUGAAGCACAAACGGUUUGUUUGUUGUUCAGAAAUGCGAUACAUGAACUAACAAAACAGUGCAACGACAGGGAACUUAUUUUUUUCCACAGUGCUCACAGUUGAUUUGCGAUUAAGCUUCUUUGUUGUCUACGUGCAAAUUAUAUUAUACUACUUGUAAUGAUUAUAAACCCACGUUGGUCUUCCAAGACGGCGCUCUGUCUCUGUUUGGAAAAAAACCACUAGCUCACGCCAUGACGUGAUCACGUGGUUUGGAGCCUCAACCGCAGCUUCAAUUCUUUACCUCUCUCGGUCUCGCCCCGCUAUUCUGAGAACACGGCUUGAGACAUAAAUCAGCGCCCCAUAAAUAACGACCGUACUUCCCAUUACAUUUUCGUUGGACUAACAGACAAUAAAAACACCAAUAAGCAGAGAUUGAUCUAAUUUAUUGCCUCAUAAAAACAGACAGGGAACUUGGCUUGAGCUGCGCAAGCCGCCGCUGAAAGUUGAGACGAGCUGAGCCGCAAGCGGGUUUUCACAAGGCCGUUGCGUGUCACAGGAGCUCGGAGAGCUUCAACGCUGUUUUAUUAACGACCAUCACGCAGGCCGACAGCUUUUAAUAGAAUUACAAAUACCCAUCCGAUGUUAACUGUCAACGCUCAACCCAAUGUCGUUUUUAUGCAUGCAUCUAGAACAAGCGAUCAAAAUCGCAGGAUUAAUUUAAUUCGUACCAUACGUUGUGUUAUGCAAUAGCAGUUUAACAUACUGCGAGUCCGUAUCAUCAGGCCAUGUUCCAAAUAGAUCAUUUUACCUGAUCAGCUUACUAUUACCCUCAAAACAACGAAAUGUAAAUCUAAUAUAUUCUCAAAUUCAAUCUGCAGAUAAAUGUGUGCCUUCUACGGAUAUCCGAGUGAUUGUGGAUUGAGGAAAUCCAGCCUCUACUUUGCACCGCUUCGCUCAGUGGCCCUCACUCCCACGCACAUUUCUGCAUUUUUUUCUUUCUUUUGCACCCUCGGGGAUAAGGAGGCGAAGACAACUUCCAUGCAAACGAAAUGGGGGCUGUCGUCGGGGUCGGAAUGGAAUACGAGGAUAAAACAGAUGCAUGGUACUUUCGCAGUGAAUGUUCAUAAUAUAAGAAAAUGGGUAGCAUGGAUGGAAGGUUUGCAUCAAUGAUUUCAGGAAAGAAGAGGCAUGCGCCAGGGUCUUUGCAGUCAGAGAAAGAUUGAUCACCAACACCCACCCACCCGGGGCUCCUUUGGCCCUAUUGAAACAUCCCGUCCUAUUUAUGGAGUUCCCAAUUUUUCCAAACUGUCAUUAUUUUCGCCCAAUUUUCCAAUGACAUUAUGCCCCCGGCAAUCAACUCGGAAAGCUCAUGUUAAAAUUGUGUCUUUGUAUCACGAACAGCGACUUGUGCGUACCCCCCCCCCCCCCCCCCCAUCCCCGCCUUGCAGACCGACCUCGCUGUGAACUCCCUCUCCCUCCGUAAACACACCAACCAUUUUUAACACACACUUCACACUGAGGAAGGGGGUAGGGUAACCUCUGUCUCUCACUAUGGAUUGACGAGGGACACAAGAAGAUGGAUUUCAAAAAUCAAAACUCGGAUCUUUUUACGAAAAGUAAACAGUCGAUGAAGAGCAAGCACGACCCAUUUGCAAUUAAACAUUUCCCACCUUUUCUGCAUAAUUAAAUCUAGCCAUACUGCUGUCUGUGCAAAAAUGAAAUGUAAAAUAGUCCCCCAUAUAUCUAAAAUUCUCGGCGUCUGUCCCACAAAAAAACAAAAACAAAUAAUGAACCGAGUUUUGAAGUAGAUAGCAUUUUUGAAGGAGCCAUAAUGUAAACGGUGUUGGGGAUAUUCCAGAGUUGACCGUCAUCAGCCAUGGGGGAAAAACGAUGCUCUAUUGUUUCUGUCAUACGAGUUGAAAUCCACCGACAGUUCGCCUACACUGCCCACAUGGCUAACGGUAGCCUUCGGGCUUCUUCCUUUCCUCGAAACACCCCCCCCUGCGUGACGAAAACAAUGACAUUAUUUUGCGGUAUAGCCCCGUUUGCCACAUUUUGUACAUAAAUAAUUAUGCAGCUUCCCACAGUCUACGCCGCUGCCAGGCCUAGGCCUCUAAUUGGUUCUUUCGGAUCACGUGACCAGGAAUUGGCUGCAUUUUCACCCCAUAGUUCUUCAGUUUAGCCUACCCAGGUCCCCAUACGCUAGUAAUAUCACCAAUAUACACAAUUAUUAUAUUGCCACACGCAUUUACGCUAUCGCGGCCGGUGCUUCCGUGCUCGUGCUUUUUUAAUUUGUGGUAAAUUUUAAAACGUUUCAGGACUGUAGGGGUCUACAUGAAUGUGCGCGCGUGUGUGCGCGUGUGUGCGCGUGUUUUGCUUUUUAUUUUAGGGAAGGGAUUAUCAGGGGGUCUCAUCGUUAAACAGUGAUAUCCGUUUGAAGGAGCUAUGAAUUUUGAAUUUGAACGAGAGAUCGGUUUUAUAAACAGCCAACCGUCGCUAGCAGAGUGCCUGACGUCCUUCCCUGCCGUCCUGGAGUCAUUUCAAACUUCAUCAAUCAAGGAGUCGACAGUAAUUCCGCCUCCCUUCGAGAACACCAUCCCCAGCCUCAGCCCCUGCACAGCCAGCCAGCCAAGACCAUCUUCAAGGAACCAACAGAACCGGAGAAACUCUGUUACCAAUGGCCUCCAGACGAACCACCGACUCGGCCGCCAACAGCCCUGCACGCCCAGCCAGGCCCCCGCCCCGAACGCAUCGUCUGCCGCAGGAUCGCUGGCUCACGAAUUCCCCUGGAUGAAAGAGAAGAAGUCAUCCAAAAAAUGCCCGAAAAGUGGAGGCAGCUCGAGCAGUGGCGGAUCCAUCAUCCCAUCCGCCUCUUCGUCUCCUUCACCGACCGCCUCCGGGUACGCUUUGGCGGGCAUCGAAUCACCCACAGAUCCGAAUCAGGCGGGUCUGGAUGUCGGAGGAGCCGGGUCCCGUCGGCUCCGCACAGCCUACACGAACACGCAACUGCUCGAGCUGGAGAAGGAGUUUCAUUUUAACAAGUAUCUUUGCCGACCCAGAAGAGUGGAGAUUGCCGCCCUUUUGGAUUUGACCGAGCGGCAGGUUAAAGUUUGGUUCCAGAACCGGCGGAUGAAACACAAGCGGCAGACCACACACCACCGUGACGGCGGUGGUGAAGGGGGAGGAGGAAACCAAGAAUCCGGCGAACCGAGUUGUAUCGAGCCCCUCGAAGGCGCGGAUGCUUCAUCGCCAUACUCAAGCCAGCCGCUGGAAGCAUCUGGCACCGGGGAGUUAUCGGAUGGCGAGGCGGGGAGCAGUAAUCCAUCUUCGGCCGCUGCACCCACCGCCCACACCUUUGACAGCGGAGACAAUGCGCAUCCCACGCUGGAGGAGGGAGGCCUAUCGAGCCGCCCGGAGCUGCCAACCCUGUCGAAUGCGGCUGACUCCUGUGACUCUGCUGCCAAAUACCAGUCCCCGGAGCAGUUCACCGCAAAACAUUCCAGCGAGAACACGAGCGUAAAGCAUUUGAACGAGACGAGCACAGUAUCAGUGUUGUCUGAUGCAGCAUUUUGCGAGCAGCCAGAUUCGUCCAUCCCCUCCUCCUCGUGCUCCUCGGAGCUCCCCGACCUGACGUUCUUUUCCGGGGACGCCUGCAUGUCACCCAGCCUUCAGAGUUCAUUGGACAGCCCGGUGGAUUUUUCGGAAGAGGACUUCGACUUGUUCACACGCACUCUGUGCACCAUGGACCUUCAGCAUCUCAACUUCUGAGAGUUUUGUUUAUAAAUGCCGCACAGAAAACGAGGGCUCUCGACAAGAACCGCAAUCCUUUGGAAAACAAACAAACA